CAAUAAUUACCGUACUUCAUAGAAGUAAUGGACAAAUCCGACAAAAGUAGCAGCUGUUGACAAAUUUUGGGACGUUUUUAAUUUUCUACUUUACUAUUAACAUUUUAAUGAUAUAUUUAUCAACAAAAUGACAGAGAAGAUACUUCCGGUGGAUAAUAAGGUCCAUGAAUUGAAGUUAGGUUCCAGUUUCGAGCCCCGAUCACGAGUUGCUUUCCACUCUUUUCGUUAUGAUUUUAUGCCUGCAUCUGUUGAUGCAACACAACAAGGACUAGUGGAUGUUGGGGAGGGGCACCAGAUAACAGUCAGUCUGCCACACGUAGAGGGUUCAGGUACCUCCCACACAAUGUAUAAAGGGAACAAACGCCCGAGCCCCAAGGAGUGUGUCCUAAUUAUAGAUCACCAGACCGGCACUUUUACCCUGGAGAGACUCUCAAACACUGUCAACCUGAAAAAGACAAGAAUGGAGGGCAGUAGUAAGAUCACACAAAACAGUCGACCUUUGACCCCAGUUGACGUCAACAAGAGGUCACCAGUGAAGCAAAAAGCCGUGACCACGGCCCCCAACAAUGUGAGCCCCCCGACGCCCCCGAUGGAGUCCCCCACUGUGACCCCUGUACAUGACGAACCAAAGAAUGAGGACUCGCAGAAAUCAGAACAAAGUUGCAUUGGAUUUAUCAGUAGCAGUGAUGAAUCAUCUAGUGACUCCGAUAACUCAGCUAGUGACUCAGAAGAUGAGUUUAAAACGAGUAAUGGAAAACCUGGACAAGGUCUGUUUGGUUCCCAGAGUCAGUCUCUCUUUCAGACAGCACCCUCCUCCAAUAUCUUAGGUAAAGAUCUUGAGCUAAGCGACAGUGAUAGUGAUUAGCAGCUCCAGCAAUGGACAGAAAUGGUCACAUCAGACAUCGCAUAUCAAUAUUGACGGCAUCAGUGAAGCAGUGGGAGAACAUUAUAUAUACAGUGUAACCGUGGUGAACCGCAGUCACGGCGGGAAUUGUUGAACGGGAGAGAGUGCGGGUGUACUACGGAAUAUAGGACUUCCAUAUAAAAGUACAUUAUAGGAAAUGUUCGUGCUCAUGGACUGUGUCUGGUGAUGUGUCCGACAGAGUUCUUGUGGAAGCUGCCCUGACCGUUGUUGGGGUGGUACAAGGUGGCAGUCUUCGGGCCUUGUUGUCUCUUUAUAACAUGUCUAGUCUAAUUUACUGUGUAAUGAUUUCAUUGUUACAGCGUGUUUAUGUGUGAUUUAUUUGAUACAGGUAUUUAUUUACCAAUCUCAUGAGGCAGUUAAUUGCCUUGAUUUGAAACUGUUUAGUGCAUGUACUGCAUGAGUACAUGUGCGAAUAUCUGGAGUUUUAGGAGUUUUUGCUUAUAGGGUAAUUAGUGUCUUUGUUAUCUUAAUUAUGGACUUUUUAUACAAUACCUAUCAUGAAUUAUUUAUAAAACUACCUGGAAAAAUAAGUAGCAAGAUUUACAAUACGGACUUAUUUUUAUAUGUCUCGUGGAGUAACUAAUAAUUAUGUUGGACAGUUUAAUAUAUCUCAAUGUACAUAUAUAGUCUCUCUGAUUUUAUUUUUACCCAUGUGAUUGCCUGAUGUGUGGAUAGUGUAAAUAACAAUUAAUGUCUCUGAUGGUAAUCACUAAAAAGAAACGGUUUUAGUUCUAGUAUAUAUGGUACGGAGUUAAAGGACCUUCGUUUGUCUUUGAUCAUAUGUAUGUAAUGCUUUAACUUGUGAAAUGGGGAGGGUAAGCUGCUUAUGGAGUUGCAAUUUUAGUGUGAAUUUAUGAUCUUCUUGUCUCCAUACAUGUCAUUUGACUGCUUUUAGAAACUACCUGGUCUAUAAUAUUCUAUACAAUAUUCAGUGAAGCUUGACUGAGGUGAAGGUCAAAAUAGAUGGAAUCAAUGAUUCGUGAAUAUGACCCUUUUUUUAUAGAUUGUCUGAGUCUCUCAGGUGAGGACUCUCGACUCAGGUGACCUAUCAAGAUUGGUCUUCGUCCGUCGUCCUUUAAUAAUUAGACAUAUUAAACUUUUUCUUGAUAACCACCCUUCCAAUUCUUUUCAAGUCUUCAUUACCACGAUCUUCUGUAAUAUUUUCCAAGAACGAUUUUCUUUUUGCUUGGAGCUGGUUUAGUUUAGUAAUGAUAUUUACAUAUGAUGAAUAUUCCUUUUUAAAUCUAAUCGCCUAGCUGGGUAGUUCAGUCGGUUAACAUGUUGACUAGUAAUUAAACCCAGACUUGUACGUAUAUGCCAGGCAGUAGUAGUUAUUGUCCAUUGUCUUUCAUGCAUUUGUUAUUGUCGUUCUUCAAAAUAAAAUUUGAAUCAAAA
Messenger RNA from Ostrea edulis (European flat oyster), 2320 nucleotides. Its product is annotated as ELL-associated factor 1-like. Bases 128 to 865 code for a protein of 245 amino acids. The transcript is spliced from 7 exons. NCBI's taxonomy places the organism in Eukaryota, Metazoa, Mollusca, Bivalvia, Ostreida, Ostreidae. Gene Ontology annotation, biological process: regulation of transcription elongation by RNA polymerase II; positive regulation of DNA-templated transcription. Gene Ontology annotation, molecular function: transcription elongation factor activity. The record is from RefSeq and is a predicted model, not a curated record. Gene Ontology annotation, cellular component: super elongation complex.